CACACACAGCCAAGCUCUUUCCCUCACUAGUCCAGUCGCCGCGAUAAAAAGUGCAUUUUACAGUGAAAUUGCUAACAACUUCACUCACAUGAAACUUAGACUCCUUUUUCGCGAGUGACCGUCAAUCUCGUGUUUUUUGCUGUAAUUCGGCGAUGAAGAUUUUAUUUCCCCCGCACAGAGGUCGCGUUUUUUUGCCGGUUGAUUUGUGAAGUUGAUGAGUUGAUCCAUCUACCUGACGGAGGGCAGCGGCGCCAAAUGCGCGUCUGAAAAGGCGAGGAUUCUCUGGAGAAUUCACACAAGAGGCAAGCAAAUAGCUGAAUAUUGGUGUCCUCUAACUUUUUAAGUUCGAGGAAAAAUACUGGAAGAUUGUAUGGAAAAGGCACAUGGGGUUUGAAAUACCUCUGAAAUCCGGUAAGGGAAGUGAAAGUAGGAGGGAUAAAACAAAAAGAGGGGAGUAACAGAGGGUGUAUGUUGCCUCUCACUGUAGUUUCCCUGCCACUACCAUGAGUUGGAGUUUCCUGACUCGCCUGCUGGAAGAAAUCCACAACCAUUCUACAUUUGUGGGCAAGAUCUGGCUCACUGUCCUCAUUGUUUUCCGCAUCGUGCUGACGGCCGUAGGAGGAGAGUCCAUCUACUACGAUGAGCAGAGCAAGUUUGUCUGCAACUCAGGCCAGCCGGGCUGCGAGAACGUCUGCUACAACGCCUUCGCUCCGCUGUCACACGUCCGCUUCUGGGUUUUCCAAAUCAUCCUGGUGGCCACCCCUUCUCUCAUGUACCUGGGCUAUGCUGUCAACAAAAUCGCUCGUGCGGAGGAGCAGGCAGACAGCGGAGGAACGAGGGGGUUUUCCCGGAGGAAACCCAAGAAGCACUAUCUCGGCGGCAGAAAGCAGCACAGAGGCAUCGAAGAGGCUGAGGAUGACCAAGAGGAAGACCCGAUGAUCUAUGAAAUGGCAGAGGAGGAGAGUGAUGGUAGUGGAUCAGCAAAAGGAAACAGCGGUGAUGGAAAAGUGAAGGCCAAGGUACGGCAUGAUGGGCGCCAGCGUAUCAAAGAGGAUGGACUCAUGCGGAUUUAUGUCCUUCAGCUCUUGGCCCGUUCCUUGCUGGAGGUGGCUUUCCUGUGUGGACAGUAUGUCCUGUAUGGAUUCGCUGUGCCCGCCAUCUACGUGUGCUCAAAGCAGCCCUGCCCUCACAACGUGGACUGCUUUGUGUCACGGCCCACUGAGAAAACUAUCUUCCUCCUCAUCAUGUACACGGUCUCCCUGCUCUGUCUGGCGCUCAAUAUAUGGGAGAUGCUUCACCUGGGCAUAGGUACCAUCUGUGAGAUCAUACGGUCCCGCCGGAUGCAGCUCCCCGACGACGAGCUGUACGGGCUGACAAGGGGACAAGGAGCUCGUAAUGAGGCAGGGUUGAGCGGAGAGGAUUACAGCAGCUACCCUUUUUCUUGGAAUGCACCAUCAGCUCCACCUGGGUACAACAUCGCCAUCAAGCCUCCUCUGGUAUCUACAGGCCACCAAGAGCAACCGCUACCCAUCACUGACCUCACAAACACCAAGAUGGCAUGCCGACAGAACCACGUGAACAUUGCCCAAGAGGAGCGCCAGCAGUACACCAGUAAUGAUGAAAACCUGUGCAGAGCAGGGAUGGGAGAUGGCCCCAGAGGUGUUCAUAAGGACACCUGUCAGCCUCAGAACAGGCUGGAGGCCGACAGUCAGGCCUACAGCCAGCCGCAAAGCCACGGUAACAACCACAGCAAGCCUCACCGUGAACGUAAACACCGACCGACCUCCAAACACACCUCCAGCAAGGCAGAUGCAGACAGAGGCAGUGGCAGCACCAGCAGUAGCAGCAAAUAUGGAGUCAUAAAGGGCUCAGAGUGGAUCUGAAAUGAGAAGUUUUUGUUAUUUUUAAACAAAGCAGACAGACUCAUUAUUUACAUUUAUUUGUCUGUACUGACUCCAAAAAAUGGACACAGCACCCAGUUUACAUUCUUCUCAGUUUUGUUCAUACAAUGAAGCUCAUUAUGAGUGAUUAUUCGUACCAGAAUCUAUCUUGUACCAGUUGAGUUAGAGCUCUGCCCCGUGAAGAUCAAACAGUUAAAUCAUUUACCCACAAAUGUAUAAACCUAAACAACUACCACACACUUCCACGCUGUAACUUAAGGUGCCUUACUUGAACAGUCAAAGUGCUGCUUCCAAAUGUUUUCUGCAUCACUUUAUGUACAACUGAAAACAGGAGCUAGUUCCUGCUGUCCACUACCACCACCCAGAGGUUAAGCUUUGAACAAUAGUGUUGUUUCUGAAUAUGCAAAAUUGUAUACAUAUUUUCACCAACCCAGGUUGGCUGUGGAUUGAUUGUUUUUGUUUUCCCCAGCUUGGAUGGAAAGUAUAUUUUCAGCUGAUUAUUUUAUAGUGUUUCUGUGUCCUUGCAUCGUUGAAUGGCAGUGUUUGGCAAAGUUUAAUAACCUAACCCUAUUCUUCAGACUGUUGUCAGUGUUGUAAUGUCAAGCUGUUACAAUUUGUGACAUUAUGUUUGUUUCACGUUUAUGUUACGAUGGUUUUCUCAACCAUUAGUCCAUUAGUUUGUGUAAAGAAAUCUGGCCUAAAGCAUCUGUCCUGUUGUGUUUUUUUCUCCCCAGAGGCCUGAUACAAAGAAUUCUUCCUCAUACUGUAAUCAUUUCUCUCAAUACAUACUUUUAUUUGCAUAUUUUCAAAUUGAAAUGUUAUUAAGGCUAGUCCUUUGCACUGUGCCAGUGUUUUUGUGAAAGUAUUUUUAUAAACGAAAAGUGCAUGUUUUAAAUAAAGAACUGGU
Chelmon rostratus (copperband butterflyfish) is the source of this 2808-nucleotide messenger RNA. Its product is annotated as gap junction gamma-1 protein-like. Lineage: Eukaryota; Metazoa; Chordata; Actinopteri; Chaetodontiformes; Chaetodontidae. Bases 504 to 1883 code for a protein of 459 amino acids. Gene Ontology annotation, biological process: cell communication. The record is from RefSeq and is a predicted model, not a curated record. The transcript is spliced from 3 exons. Gene Ontology annotation, cellular component: connexin complex.